AGGCGGGGGAGGGCGAGGCACCAAAAACCCUAAAAGGCGUCUUCUACACGAAUCUGAGAGAGUCUCUCCUGCAACGUUCAGAGCCCGGUACAGAGCAAAGGAAGAGGAAGGCAAUUAAAGAUGGCUGAUGGGGGAGUAUCGUUGUUUUUGGUUGCUACUUUUGGUGGUGGGCCAUAUUGUGCUGCAAUUUAUGAAAUCAAAUUUGGAGUAGGAGGAAAAAUUGGUUCUAAAAUUGCAAGAGUUAGUCCUGUGCAGAAAGCGUUUCGUUGCUUAGAUGAAGAAAGAGUAUAUUCACCGGUUGGUUGUGAUAUCUUAGGAUCGAACAUGGUCUUGAUGGCUUCACAUUGGGAUAUGCAUGACAGGUUUUUGCAGCUUAAACCCAUUCGUUUCAAUACAAAUACCAAAGAAGUUUUCGAAUUGCCGUGGCCAAAAGCACCAAAACCUUAUCCCCUAGUGAUGGCUGACCCUGCUGGUUGGUUUGUGCUUGCUGGGGGUACUUUGUAUUCGUCCUACGAAAUACGCUCUCCGUGUUUCGAAAGUUUACUUCCUACUCUUGUUCCUCCUCCUUGGUAUAGCGAACUACCUGAGUAUCCAAUGGACAGAAAAUUACCCAGAAUUAUCUCUGGCUACGCAGUCAUUUACUACAGUUUUCUCAUUUCAGUCCAUGAUUUUAUUCAUGGUAACUCAGAAUUCUAUUAUUACACGGUCGGAAGUAAAAUGAAGAACUGGCAGGUCGUCAAGAAGGAAAAGGAGAAUGGGUUAUAUUACUUGAUGGUAGGAAAGGCUGAAUAUGUUGAUGGUUAUUUGUACACUUUCGGAUGUAAUUAUAACUUGAUUGCAUAUCAAGUCGUUCAGAAUGAUGGAAUCAUUCAAUCUAUUGGUGUUCCAGUGUAUUUUAGAGGAUUGGACUUUAAAGAUCUACCAGUGGAUUGUGCUUCCACAUUCUCUGGUUGCUUUGUUCAUUUGAGAAACAAAAUAUUUUGUAUGAUGAAGACUGGUUUCAAUGUUGACCCCUCUAACUUUCAAUAUGUUUCCAUCUUGAUUGUCCAAGUUUCUGAUGACAUGGAGCUUUCAACAUUGUGGUCAGGUCGCUGCGCCUUGAAUAUAGAAAACCUCGCUCCGGCAAAUUUAACAUCACUUUGUGUGGACUCCCAGCGUAUAUAUGCCUACGAGUCUGAAAUCUGGACAAGAGGUCCUAAUGUUCAGGGUGAGCAGUUUGAGGAUCUUGAUGUUGACAUGCAUAUGCAGCCAGUGAACACUGAUCCAUCAAAGCUGGAGUCAGUACCUGAGGUUCAGUUGGUGGAUGGUUUCUUGCUACUGUUGGGUCUUGAAAAUUAUUCAACGAUAUUCAAAUAUGAGGAAAUUGAUAUGGCCACUCUGGUACGCCUAACUGAUGAUGAUCUCGAGGCUUUAGGAUUACCAGAGGGUCCAAGAAAGAAGAUACUUUUGGCAUUGGAGACUGAAGGCUUUCUUUCAUCGUCAAAUAUCAAAAUUGCCCCAAAAAACAAUGUGGCUUGAUUUUUGACUUGGAGGGUUGAAGUUUUGGUGAAAAUUCCUGCAUCACAUCUAGAAGUAGAAGCAGACUAUUUGGCAUCGUGGAUUGAUGGUUGGAUUUUUUUUGUAUCAAUGCUUUUAUUUAUAUUUUUAUUUUCUUUUCCACCAUGUUGAAAAAUGGGUAAAAAAAUGUUAAUGAUACCAUCUUUCACAAGAUAUGUUGAAUUAUAGUGGUACUAUUUACAUAUAUAUAUAUAUAUAUAUGACUUUAAAAUUAA
This is a messenger RNA of Cornus florida, 1772 nucleotides long. RefSeq lists its product as uncharacterized. The coding region runs from base 121 to 1518 and encodes 465 amino acids. Gene Ontology annotation, molecular function: protein binding. The record is from RefSeq and is a predicted model, not a curated record. NCBI's taxonomy places the organism in Eukaryota, Viridiplantae, Streptophyta, Magnoliopsida, Cornales, Cornaceae. The transcript is spliced from 7 exons.